GAUCUCCUUCUUCUCCCUUCAUCCCUCUCUCUAUCUCAGAAAUUAUUCUAUCCCAGAGAUGCUUCGUUGGGCCCAUUUAACGGCAGGGAUUCUCUCCGUUGUCGUCCUCUCUUCUCUCCUCGUAGUCUUCCUCCGUCGCUGGUGCUGUCUACGCCGAUCAGAGAUCACCACAACCGCAGCCAGUCCCAUUCGGAGCAAUAGCUUCCAGGCUAGAAUCUCAAAGCUCCACCAGACGAGCCUCAUCCACCAGCUAGAUACCUCCGACAUCAAGCGCAGAGGAAAUAUUAAAAACUAUUCAAUCUCCAGAAGCGCCACAACGGGAGGAUUCCCGUCGAAACCUGGCCUAUUCAUCUGGACGGAUCACCCGGCUUUGGUUACCGAAGCAGUGGAUAAUGGGUGGACAAGGUUCGGAUUCGCUCUCCAUGAACCUGCUCCUUUGGUGACCGGGACCUCGCCAGGGUCGGUUCUUCUAGGGCUUUGCACGACGGCAGGAAGCGAAGAUCCUGGUGUUGUAAUCACAUGGGAAGUGUCAAACGGCUCUGUUGAUUUCACACAGACGAUCAAGUUUAAUCAAUCGUUCAAGGAGACGGUCAACGCAGUAAAACCCUUGAUGGUUCUCCGAGGAGCAUUACCACUUCCCGGACCACAACUCGUAAGUUCUGCUUUCCCACAAGAGGCUUACUUUGAAAUUACAAUCCUAGAAAUCACCCAACGCCGCCACGGUGAGGGUGGUGACGUAAGUUGUGAAUUAGUGGAAGGUGAAAAAACUAAGUUGUUCAAGAGCCAAGGACUAAAACUUGUCCAAAGAAGAGAAUGGGAUGGAGAAAACGAAGAAGCCGUUUUGUCUCUAGGACUAGCGACUGGUGGUUCCUUAGGUGCCGCCGGCGAAACACGACUACCAGGAAAAUUCCCGGCUUCUAUUGGGUUCCAAUCGAACGGUUCUAUCUAUCUCGAUGGAAUGAAGCUGGUUUGUGAAUCGGAGAAACAUGAGUGGGCAAAGGAAAACAAAGUGGUUGGUUGUGGUUACGAUCCGAGGAAGAAGAAGGUUUACUUCACAGUCAACUCACACUUGGUUCACGUCAUUAACUGUAAAGCAGACGAGUUCGGGACACCUCUGUACCCCACUCUUGCUUCCAACACAGAGGCCACAGUUCUUGUCAACUUGGGGCAAUCUCCAUUUUAUUACGGCCCGGCAAACGCGCAACGCACAUCCAACCCAUGUGCUGGUGCUGUAGCCGGGCUCGAGGAUAGCAAAGAACUCUUCUCCAUUGGAAGAAUAGAUUCUCACUAUUUGAGCAAUUUUUUCAUUAACAGAGGAAAUAGUGACGAGAUUGCAAGCGGGAGGACCACCGUGGGAAAUAGUCAUAGACGUAAGCUCGACUAUGACGAAGAAUCUGAUGCUGAUCUUUUCGAGAUUACGCUUGAACGGUCUGGAAAACUAAAUCCAACCAAGUUAUAGCAUUUUAAAUGAAGAACAUGAUCCUCAUACAGUAUAUGCUUAUUGUACAAAUAACUAGAGACUCCAAGUCAUUGAUAAUCAACACUUGAACAUAAAAUUCUUCCUAUACCUGUUGAUCAUGAAUAAUGUUUGAGAUUAUUU
Arabidopsis arenosa is the source of this 1600-nucleotide messenger RNA. Lineage: Eukaryota; Viridiplantae; Streptophyta; Magnoliopsida; Brassicales; Brassicaceae. The record is from the annotation of a GenBank genome assembly.